GACAUACACAAACCUAGCGUGUCAUUAAAUCAUUCACAAUCAGAGCACCGGCAGACAUUAUAUAAAUGCACCGGCCUUCCCUGUCCUAUAUAAACUAAGAGGAAGGGAUUUCUGCAUGACAUUAGGCCUUAAAUCAUAAUAAUAAACAGUCUGGCAAACAAUGCAACCAAUGAGAGACUCGAAUGAAAAUGGGUAGCGAGCACAAGAGCUCAAUCAAAUGAAAACACGAUGACAGAGCGGAGCCAAACGAGGCGUGGAACGCAUACAUGCCUUGGUACGGUGUCCUCGGAAGGUCUUUCCUGUAUUUUGCGGAAACGGGUGCCUCCUUCGCCUAGUAUUUGCGUAUGAUGGCAUUCAUGAACAGCUCAGACAGUGAAGAAGAAGAAGAAUGCAACGAGCGAACAUCGCUGAUAGCAACUGAAAGCCCGCUGCUUCCAUCGUAUCAAGAUGGUCAUCAGCCACAGAGAGAAGAAGAGACUACAAACCACAGGAAACAACACACUAACAGCACACAAGAGGCAGGCAAUGCACCUAAUGGGGAAACAUCUCGUACAAGAGUUUCUAACAGGGAAGGCCCAGCAGAUGGUGACGAGGAAGAGCUGACUCUGAAAUAUGGGGCUCGUCACGUCAUCAUGCUCUUUGUUCCAGUCACUCUUUGCAUGGUUGUCGUUGUUGCCACAAUAAAGUCAGUCAGUUUCUACACAGAAAAAAAUGGGCAAUUAAUCUACACACCUUUUUCUGAAGACACCACGUCUGUUGGCCAACGCUUAUUAAAUUCUGUGCUAAAUACAAUCAUAAUGAUCAGCGUGAUUCUCGUGAUGACAAUAUUCCUUGUUUUGUUAUACAAGUACAGAUGCUACAAGUUCAUCCACGGAUGGUUAAUUCUGUCAUCCUUAAUGCUGCUUUUCAUGUUCACGUAUAUGUAUCUUGGUGAAGUGUUCAAGACCUACAACGUUGCAAUGGAUUAUCCAACCCUUUUCAUGGUAAUCUGGAAUUUCGGGGCAGUCGGAAUGAUCUGCAUUCAUUGGAAAGGCCCUCUUCAGCUCCAGCAAGCUUAUCUUAUCAUGAUCAGUGCACUCAUGGCAUUGGUAUUCAUCAAAUAUCUACCUGAAUGGUCUGCGUGGGUCAUACUAGGAGCUAUUUCAGUUUACGAUCUGUUAGCUGUACUGUGCCCAAAGGGUCCUUUGAGAAUGCUGGUGGAAACUGCACAGGAAAGGAAUGAACCCAUAUUCCCUGCAUUGAUUUAUUCUUCUGCUAUGGUGUGGACGGUGGGAAUGGCAGAUUCUGAGAGAAGGAACAGUAGGCUGAAUGAACCACCACAAGAUACAUAUGACAAUGUAAAUAGCUUACAACAAGUAGACAGUGAUGUUAUAGAGACAAGAGUUGAAACUCCAAGCAACCCAUCUGCAUCUUCUGAUGACCCAGAAGAAGAAAGGGGAGUGAAGCUUGGCCUUGGCGACUUCAUAUUCUACAGUGUCCUUGUGGGAAAGGCAGCAGCAACUGCCAGUGGAGACUGGAACACCACGUUGGCCUGUUUUGUGGCCAUAUUAAUAGGAUUAUGUCUGACCUUGUUGCUGCUGGCUGUUUUCAAGAAAGCUUUGCCUGCUCUACCAAUUUCUAUCACCUUUGGAUUGAUAUUCUACUUCUCUACUGACAACAUUGUACAACCUUUCAUGGACACCUUAGCUGCUCACCAGAUGUACAUCUAGCAUUAUGUUCUCAAUGAGCACUUUUUUUAAGGUCGUGAAUUGAAGUGUGAUGUAUGUGAACGCACGUGUAUAGUGCCAUAAUUUUAUUAUGACAGAUGGGACAAUGUACACAACUAACAGUAAUCA
Spea bombifrons (plains spadefoot toad) is the source of this 1835-nucleotide messenger RNA. RefSeq names its product presenilin-2-like. The coding region runs from base 345 to 1709 and encodes 454 amino acids. The transcript is spliced from 12 exons. Gene Ontology annotation, cellular component: apical plasma membrane; growth cone; dendritic shaft. The record is from RefSeq and is a predicted model, not a curated record. Gene Ontology annotation, biological process: amyloid-beta metabolic process; membrane protein ectodomain proteolysis; protein processing. Gene Ontology annotation, molecular function: aspartic endopeptidase activity, intramembrane cleaving. Lineage: Eukaryota; Metazoa; Chordata; Amphibia; Anura; Pelobatidae.